Chondrus crispus (carragheen) is the source of this 916-nucleotide messenger RNA. RefSeq lists its product as hypothetical. The transcript has 2 exons. Bases 1 to 501 code for a protein of 166 amino acids. Lineage: Eukaryota; Rhodophyta; Florideophyceae; Gigartinales; Gigartinaceae. The record is from RefSeq and is a predicted model, not a curated record.
AUGAUUGGCUCGACAGCCGCGAGCGACGUUCUCCUGCGGCUGCUGCUGCUGCUGAGCAGCGAAUCGCACUGCUCUAGCACUGUCUGCGCUUGUGAACCUGUCGGAGGACGAGGAGCCGGCGGCUCUGACGCACGCGGACGCGGUGCGGCUCGCAGCGCAGGUGGUCCUGGACGCGGACGUCGUCGCGCUGCACGCGGCGCUGCUGUCCAACCUGACGCGCGUCGCGCCUUGCGUGGACGAAGCGGAGGGCGCGGACGGGUUUCGGGAGAGGGGCACGCUACUCGUGCUCGUGGAGAGGGUACCGAGUAUUCCGAAUGUGCUGCGGCUGUCGAAUGCGUGCGCGAGCCAGGAGGGGAGGGACGUCCUGUUGGUCGAGGGAAGGCAGGCGGAGAGACAGCUGUUGACGAGGUUGCUGAGAUUGCUGGAGGCGGGGGAGGCAGAGAAGAGGCUGGCGGGGGCGAGCUGGGUGCGGAACUGCGCGAUGGCGGACGAGUGCCAUGAUGUGUUGGUGGGGGUACGGCGGCGGUCGCAAUGUGCUUGGGGAGGUCAAAGGAGGUGGGACGGGAGGAGAUGGCGGAGAUUUGCGCCUGGUUGGUCGAGGAAGUGUUGUUGUUGUGUAAGAGCCGGGCGGGGAAGGACGCGCUCAGGGAUGGCGGGGCCGUCGACGUUCUGGAGGGAUGGAAGGGGGAAGAGCAUGCGCGCCGUAGUGGGCAUUCUGGAUCGGCGGGAGACACAGGUAAUCUCGAGGCAAAUACCGCAUCGAUGCACUUUUUGGUGGGAAGCCGUUUCGGUCGACCAAUAGAACGUGCACAACUGGAUUGUCAAGGGUAAUCAAACAGAGACUAUCCGAACCAAAUUCUUGAUAUUUGGUUCCGAUUUUUAGAUCGACACCAAAAAUUUAAUGAUUUGUGUCGUA